GGCGGAGCGGUGGCCCGAGUGGAAGCGGAGGCUUCCUCCCGUCACAGAUAAUUAUUUUUCCUACUGUUUUAAAAUGAAGCCAAAAUGCCAGUAAGACCAGAUCUCCAGCAGCUGGAAAAAUGCAUCGAUGAUGCUUUAAGAAAACAUGACUUCAAACCUUUGAAAAUGCUUUUACAAGUUGAUAAUUGUGAAAAUGUGAAGAUUAACUGCAGCAAUCAGUUUUUCUACAAGUUGGAUGACCUUAUAUGCAGGGAACUUAAUAAAAAGGAUAUCCAAAUGGUUUCAACCAUUUUGAUUUGUGUUGAAAAAUGUGUCAAAAAUAUCAGCAUAUUGGGACAAUCUGGACUUCUAACUAUGAUAGAACAAGGACAAGUCGAAAAGAUGGCUGCCUGGUUUGAAAAAUCCAAGGAGAUUAUUCUGAGUCAAGGAAAUUCAAAAGAUGAAGAUCUAAUAAAUAUGAUAGAAGAUUUGUUUGAUCUUUUGGUGGUCAUUUAUGACUUCAGUGAUAAAGGUAAAAGGCAUAUAAUAGAAAGUUUCAUACCUCAAAUUUGUGCCCUGGUUAUUGACGCAAGAGUGAAUAUUUGUAUUCAGCAGGAGAUUCUAAAAAAAAUGAAUGCUAUGCUUGACAAAAUACCUCAGGAUGCCAGAAAAAUAUUCUGUGACCAAGAAAUGUUAAUUCUCAUGAGUCGUAUGGGAGAAAGAAUUUUAGGUGUUGGAGAUUAUGACUUACAGGUGGGCAUUGUAGAAGCUUUAUGUAGAAUGACCACAGAAAAACAAAGGCAGGACUUGGCAUGUCAAUGGUUUUCAUUGGAUUUUGUUGUUACUGCAUUUAAAGAGAUUAAAGACUCUGAAUUUGAAACAGAUUGUAGGACAUUUCUCAACCUUGUAAAUGGCAUGCUUGGAGAUAACAGAAGAGUCUUUACAUUUCCUUGUUUGGCAGCAUUUCUUGAUAAAUAUGAGCUGAAGAUACCAUCAGAUGAAAAACUUGAGGAAUUUUGGAUUGAUUUUAAUAUUGGGAGCCAAACUCUAUCCUUCUACGUUGCUGGAGAUGAUGAUGAUCAUCAAUGGGAGGCAGUUACUGUGCCUGAGGAAAAAGUACAAAUAUACAACAUUGAAGUGAGAGAAUCAAAGAAGCUACUGAAUAUAAUUCUGAAAAAUAUAGUAAAAAUUAGUAAUAGAGAAGGAAGAGAAUUGCUUUUGUAUUUUGAUGCAUCAUUAGAAAUCGGUGAUGUAACUCAAAAAAUUUUUGGUGCAAAUAAAAAUAGGGAAUUUACCAGAAAGCAAGGUAUUUCCAUUGCCAAAACAUCGGUGCAUGUACUUUUUGAUGCAAGUGGAUCACAGAUUUUAGUACCAGAAAGUCAACUCUCAUCAGUUGAAGAAGAAUUUGUUUUUUUAAAAGAAAAGUCUAAUCCUCAAAAGGAAUUUGCUAAACCUACAAAGUAUAUCAAAAACAAUAAUCAAGAGAACAGAAAACGUAGUCUGCUUGGGAUAAUUACUCCUACCAAAAAAAAAAUGUCUGAAGCAUCAAUGAUUGUUCCUGGUGCAGACAGAUAUACUGUGAGGAGUCCGAUACUUUUAAUCAACACAUCACCACAAAGAGGAAGAUCUAAGCCACCACUCCAAAUGAUGAGUUCUGCAGAAAAAUCUGGUAUUUCUAAAACAGAAAAUGAAGUAGAUAAUGCUGUAUCAUCCAAAUCCAGACCAUCUGAAGGAAGAAAUAGAGGAGAUAACAAAGACAAACUUAUCAAAACUAUAACUGUAGAAAGGACAGAAAAUAAGGAUACUGAAUUCCCAGAGCAAAAUUUUAAUGAGCUCCAGGAUGUUGUUCCUGAUUCACAGCCAGUGGGAAAAAGAGAGAAGUCUGUAUUACGUGGUGUUUCAGACAACAUCUAUAGAAAUAAGAUGUUCUCCAAAUUGCCAUGUUGGACACCUGUAACAAAUAUUAAACUCUGUAAUAACCAAAGAGCAAGUACUUCAUCAGGAGACAAAUUUAAUGAAGGUAUCAUUGAUGAAACAUUUCCUAAACAAAAAUCAUCCUCUUCAAUAUCUGAUAAUUCUGAAGAAACAGAAAAAGUGAAAUGUAAGAAAGAUAUUAUGGAACAUAACAAAACAGAUAAAGCAGAAGUGGAAGUUUGCAAAAGAAACAAUCAACAAAAUCAUCCUAAAUAUUCAGAGCAGAAAAGUACUGAAAGUACAAAGCGGGGGGAUUGGCAUAUUGAAUCUGCAACUACUUUUAAAUCAGUUCUCCUAAAUAAGACAGUUGAAGAAUCUUUGAUUUAUAGGAAGAAAUAUACAUUAUCUAAAGAUGUGAAUACUGCUCUUUGUGACAAAAGCCCUUCUACUAGAAAAAAUUUGAAAAGUCAAAGAAAAUCAGGGAAAGAAUUGACUUGUGAUCUAGAUUCCUUGGAUUUGAAACAAAAAAUGAGAGGAAAGUCAAAAGGGAAAGGAUUUACUGAUGCAGCAGAAUCCUUAAUAAGCCAAAUUAAUAAGAAAUAUAAACCUAAAGAUGACAUAAGGUCUACAAGAAAAUUAAAGGAGUCAUUGACUGACAGUGAUUUUCCAAACACAUCCAAUGUACAACACUGUAAGGAAAAGGUUCAGAAAAAAAGUUACAGAAAACUGAAGACUACUUUUGUUAACGUUUCUUCUGAAUGCCCAUUGAAUGAUGUUUACAAUUUUAAUUUGAAUGGAGCCGAUGAGCCUAUUAUAAAACUUGGAAUCCAAGAAUUUCAAGCUAGAGAAACAUGUGUGGAUAAUUCAACAAAACUGGUAGGUUUAAGGAAUGAUGAUGAACUUGAACCUUCUCUCAAAACAAGAGAUAAAAGAGUUAUAAUAAAUCAAGAAAAGAAAAAUCUCUUCAGUGAUACUGAAACAGAAUGCAGAUGGGAUGACAGCAAGACUGAUAUUAGCUGGCUAAGAGAACCAAAAUCGAAACCACAGCUAAUAGACUAUAGCAGAAAUAAAAAUGUGAAGAAGAGUCAGAAAUCAAGACCAUCCUUGGAUAAGGGACAGUCACGAUCUAAAAUGGAACCCAGUAAAAACAUCACCAAAAAGGUAGAUGUAACAGUUCCAGAUCAGAGAACCAGACUUCCACGAAGAGCAACAAAAACCAAAAAAAAUUAUAAAGACCUCUCAAAUUCAGAAUCAGAGAGUGAACAAGAAUCUUCACAUUCAUGUAAAAAAAAAUUACUAGUAAAGGAGGAGAAUAUCCAUUCCAGAACCAAAACCAGGAAGGUGCCAAAGAAACGACAGAAAGUCUUCUCUGCUGAAACACACAAGGAACUAUCAAAAGGAUGGGAAGACUCGUCUUGGCUUAAACCUCCUAUAGGAGACAAAAACCUUAACUUACCUCCUGUGUCUUUAUCUGGGAGUCCAGCAUCCAUAGAAGUAAUGAGAUGUAUAGAGAAAGGAACAGAAAGGGAUUUUACUCAGGAUUAUGACUAUAUAACAAACUCUGUAUCACCUUAUCCAAAAACUUCAUCUGAAUCCUUAAACAGUACCAGUGGAGUUGGAGGUCCUGUAAACUCAGCUAAAAACAAUGAAAAAAAUUUAUGUGCAAAUCAAAGCUGCUCACCAGUUCCACAACCACUGUUUUUGGCCAGGCAUACUCCAACUAAGAAUACUGUUGUGAAUAGAAAAAAUGUAAAUUCCCUGGUACUUUCACAAGAAACACAAAAUGGUUACAGAUAUUCAGAUAUAUGCAGUUAUAGUUCAGAAAAACAGUUUAUGGAAAUUGAAUCUCCAAAUAUCAGUGAAAAUCAUGUACAAAGCAAGAGAGAGGAAAGCCAUGUAUCAUCUCCAACAUCCAUGUCUAAUGAAGAAAGAGAGAAAACAUUGUUUGACAUGCCCAGUGGCACUACUCAUGUAUCAGGCCCCGUUCAACAUCUUAAUCGCAAACGAAUGUACAUAGGAGAUAAUCUAAGUAACUCCAAUGAAGUAGAAAUGGAAGAAGAAAGAAGAAGAAACUUGCUUCCCAAGAAAAUGUGUAAAACUGAAAGUGCAGAUCGUCGCCCCUACAAAAGGUCUGAAAGUGUCUCUCCAUCAUCAAUAAGUGACUUUUUUAUUCCUGUGGAGAACUGGGAAGGUGAAUUUUCAGGCAUAGGGAAAAUGAAUUCGGAAUCUAAGAAGAUUCAUAAUAUCCGAAAUAGAGCAGUGGAAUUUUUUGCUAAGCAUUCUUGGAAAAUCAUCCAGCAACAUCUGAAAACAAUCAACCAUCAACUUCAGGAACAUAGGCUUAAAAAAAUUGAUAAAUUCCAAUUCAUCAUCACAGAAGAGCUGAAGAAUUUUGAAAAAGAUUCACAGUCUUUAAAAGAUUUCGAGAAGGAAUAUGUGGUCUUUUGGGAAAAGUUAUUUCAGAAGUACAGAACAUAUAAAAAAAGUGAACAGCAGAGAUUUCAUCUUUUGAAAACUUCAUUGGAUAAAAAUGUCUUUCAUCACACUGAUCAUGAAGAAACUAUUUUCACAUCAGAGAUGGGUUUGAUGAAAGAAAACAUGAAAGAGGUACAAGGGAGACUUCUCCAGGAAAUGGCAAAAGAGGAGCUUCUUAAUGUACGCAGAGGACUGAUGUCAUUAUUCAUGGCACGUGAAAAAUAUUAAUGUGUGAAAUCUGUUACCAGUGUUUAUCUAAUUUGUAUGUAUAAUUGAGGAAAUGACAGAGCAGUCCUACAAAGAAAACAAUGCACCUCAC
Messenger RNA from Lepus europaeus (European hare), 4687 nucleotides. RefSeq names its product synaptonemal complex protein 2 (gene SYCP2). Bases 85 to 4596 code for a protein of 1503 amino acids. Lineage: Eukaryota; Metazoa; Chordata; Mammalia; Lagomorpha; Leporidae. The record is from RefSeq and is a predicted model, not a curated record. The transcript has 45 exons.